Molecule: messenger RNA, 942 nt
Organism: Talaromyces stipitatus ATCC 10500
Lineage: Eukaryota; Fungi; Ascomycota; Eurotiomycetes; Eurotiales; Trichocomaceae
Exons: 2
Coding region: 1-942 (313 amino acids)
Molecular function (GO): oxidoreductase activity
Source: RefSeq, a predicted model, not a curated record
AUGGCAACAGAUAUCCUGUACAGAACUACCACAGGGGCUUUGAACGUCUGGGGAGGAACUAAAGAUGGAAAGGAUGGAUACAUACACACCCUCGCAGUCGACUACAAAAACCGUUCUUCUAACCUCAUCCCUCCUUACGAGAUAAAAAUUAAGGCACACGACAUCAGGCAAAGCCAACCAAGGCCUACAUUUAAAGAGACCGGGUUUGAACUUACAAGUCAUAUUACAACUAUGACACCCAAAGACUUUCUCGCCCACGAAACACCCGAAGGAAAAGACCGCCUCAACAACGUCUACUUCGAGGAGUGCCGGCGUCUUGUCAUGGAGAUAACUGGAUGCGCGACAGCGGUAUACACAUCUUACCGUGUGCGGGAUGACUUUGACACGUCGGUCAGAGCUGUUCCCAAGAUGGACCAAAAGACAAAGGUCAAAGCUGAUGGUCCUCGGCCCCUUGCGCAUGUCGACCGCGAUUAUACAACAGCAUUGCAUGCUCUCAAGCUUGCCGUUGGCGAGGAGAGAGCUGAAGGGUUAGUCAAUUCCUCGAAGCGGUGGGCUCAAGUGAACGUUUGGCGGCCUUUCGGCAAUGUCUGUCAAAGGUGGCCACUGGCCUUCCUGAUGCAUGGUGACAUCCCGGACUGGGACUAUGACAAGUAUUGUGGUCGCAUCUACAACUUCAAUGACCCCAGGGUGGAAAGUCGGGGCGAGAAGUCGUACGACACGCUGCUCAAGGAGGACCCAAGAUACGUGUACUACUAUGCUAGCAACCAGAUGCCGGACGAAGCUUGGGUAUUUUCGGCCUUUGACAGUAACCCAAGCAUGUGCAUUCCUCACAGCGCCUUCUGGGAUGACAACACUCCACUUGACGCGCCUCCCCGGGCUACUAUAGAAGUUCGUUUCAUGGCGUUCUGGCCGAAGGAGGAAGCGGAACAAUAUGGACAGUAG